AUGGAAUUCACUCUUAAGGAUCUCUUCCUCAAAGGCGGCGGCUUUAUGUGGCCGCUCCUCAUUCUCGCUUUCAUUACCGUUCUAAUCAUCCUCGAAAGAGCCAUCUACUACGCCAUCAGGCAAUACCGGCUCUCCCGCACCAUUCAUGAAUUGCAAAACGGAAGCGCCAUUUCCAAAUCCAAUCCGCUUGCCCGGGUCGGUUCCGUCUUCAUCAAUGCCGCCGCUGUCGGAGAGGAACACACCCUCAACAUCUCCGAACGCGAAGCCUCCCGCAUCAUCCGACAACACGAACGUGGACUCCGGAUUCUCGCUCUCAUUGCCGCGAUUUCCCCUCUCAUCGGACUUCUCGGUACGGUCUGGGGAAUGGUCAUUGCCUUCUCAAAAAUCGCCAAACUCGGCGAAACCGUAACCCCCGCCGAUUUCGCCGAUGGUAUCUGGACCGGACUCCUCACAACAGUCGCCGGCCUCCUCGUCGCCAUCCCCGCCAUGGCCAUGGCAAAAAUCUUCGAAGCCCGCGUCGACAAACUCGUUCACGAUCUCAACGAACUCACCUCACACCUCCGCGAACGCUUCUUUUCCCAGUAA
Molecule: messenger RNA, 585 nt
Organism: Nerophis lumbriciformis (worm pipefish)
Lineage: Eukaryota; Metazoa; Chordata; Actinopteri; Syngnathiformes; Syngnathidae
Source: RefSeq, a predicted model, not a curated record